Molecule: messenger RNA, 2559 nt
Organism: Bombyx mori (domestic silkworm)
Lineage: Eukaryota; Metazoa; Arthropoda; Insecta; Lepidoptera; Bombycidae
Exons: 3
Coding region: 1774-2559 (261 amino acids)
Source: RefSeq, a predicted model, not a curated record
GACAUAGAUAAUACAUUUUUUUAUUUAAGGGAUUUUAUGACCUGGUAACUAAGACCUUUAGGUCAAAUCUUAUUUUAAUUUGAAUGAAAACUUUUUUAAAUGAAAAAUGAUAUUAUGAAAUAAAAUGAAGUUGUGGAAACAUGACAUGAAAUGAAAUGAAAAUGAAAUGAAAUUAGAUGAUAUGGGAUGAAAUAUAAUCUCAGUAAAAUGGUCGUCAUUUACUGAGACUUUUUCAGUGGACAUUUUAGAGGAUCCCGAGAAGUUACGUCUAGCGGCUUUGUUUCAUUUUCCCACAUUUGUGCAGCUUCGGCGAAAAACUCAGUGGGCUGUGGGUUAGUUUACUCGCCGAGCCCUUCGUCACAAACGACGAGUUCGACGACAACGAUGACCGGUGCUUGGGGUAGGUGCCUAAAAGCACCGCUAAUGGAUCCGGAGGAUCCGAAAUGACGUGUUUUGGGCGACGUCGACUGUUUACCAUUUGGUCCGCAGGACCGGGAAUGGUGUUGUGCGCAGCGGGACCAGAUUUAGUAGAUUUCUACUUUUUUGGUAGAUUUUGAGAUGUUUCCGUGUCUAAUUUAAUAUCAAAUUCUAAUUCGACGUCAGAUGCUUUUAUGGUGGAUAAGUGGAGUGAAGUCCGCCAAAUCUGUGAUGCGAAUAGCACACCAAGGUAUGGCAAUUUGUUCCGAUUUGUGAAGCAAUUGACCAUACUACCUUUGUCGAACGCCAAAGUAGAAAGAAUAAUUUCUGAUAUUAAUAGGAUUAAAAAUCAAGAUCGAAAUCGAUUUAAUAAUAAGAAUGUUGCCGCAAUAAUGCCUGGAUAAGAGGGGCUACGACAGUUGGAAGGAGGAUGUCGCAGAUUUGAUCCUGACAGAAGUAUUAUCGAGUUAAUGGAUUCAAAACUACUUUAUGAAAGUUUUACCCAACAUAAAGAUGAAGAAAAGUUUCAUUUUAUUAUUUUUAUUUUUGAAUUAUAUUAUUUAGAAUUUAAUUUAAAAAAAACAGUGGUUUGAUUAAUAGUUUCUUUGUUAAUUGAAUUAUUUAAUUGUUUAAUCAUGGAAACAUUCAUGUUUUUACGUUGUAACACGACAGCAAAAAAAUAUAAUAAUAGAUUUUUAGUAUUUUUCGUUCUUUUUUGGUAGAAUUCAGUAGAUUUUAACCUCCACAAGCAGUUGAUUCGUCAAAUGAAAUCUGGUCACACUGGUUGUGCGACAAAAGUAGCUCGUUUAAAACCGUAGGGUAAUUUGUUCAUUUUCCAAUUCCGUUUGCAACGCUGUCGAGUCCGGACGUGUUUUCUCGAAUUAUUGUCGCUGCCGUCGCGAACUUGUGUUUUGGUUUACACGACAUUGUCGCUGUCGCGUCGAUCGCGACUUUGUUGUGAAUUCCUGACGCACGGGCGCUGGCGUAGCGACCUUGGGUCGAAAAAGCAAUUCGAAUUCGUUUGUUCUGCAUUCGAAAACGCCAAUUCACAUUCAUUCAUUCAUUACCAUUUAUUAAAUUUAUUUAUCUAUCCGUCGUGCAAAACAGUCUUUUUAAAGACUGAACCCCCACUGCGAUCACCGCUUGUUGUGGCACUCACAACCCAGUGGGGUCCCACCUUCCCAAACUCUCCACCCCAAUCCCAGCUGACUGCCGUUUUCACGGCAUAGGCAUCCCCCCCCUGCAAAUCACUGCUGGCAGGUACAGCGCAGGGGGUAUAAAUCCCACUCAGGGGACUCGCCUUUCGGCGAGUUUGCUUAAGUCCCGGGGACGCCCCCCCCGGGCACACACGUCACCAUGAGUGACGCCAAUGGCGCGCUCUUUUUGAAGUUCGUCCGUGAUUUUUGUCCGGACAUCAUCACGAGAUUUGAAGCCUACAAGGCCGGCCUUGACGCGCCGGCACUCCGCGACUCUCCGUUGUCGCCCCCCGCGCCGGUACCUCGCGACUCGCCGAUGUCGCCCCCCACCCCCGCGCCCGCGUCGAUCGCGUCCUCCGUAGCGGCAAGCUCCGGCUCCGACUCCGAGUCGGAAAUGGAGUACGAGUCCGCCGCGAGUCCCCAACCGGGAACCUCGGAAGGGUUCACCACCGUCGCGCGCGGGAAAAAACGCGCCCGCGCCGUGGAACCGUCCGCGGCGCCGAAACAACCGAAGGCCGCGAACGCGUCGCGGCCUAAAGUCGUGGUCUCACCCGACUCCCCUCGCCGCGCAACCCCGUCGCCGCGCCCCGGGCCCGCGCCCGUCCGAAAAGUUCCCGCGCCGCCGCCGGUCAUCCUGCGGGAAAAAUCUUCUUGGGAUCGCGUAUCCCUGGCCCUUAAGGCCAACAAGAUAAAUGUAGUCCAUGCGAGGAAUAUUCCGCAUGGAAUACAAAUCAAAGUAGAGUCAUCCGACGACCAUAGGUCCUUGACAGCAUACCUCCGCAAGGAACGCAUAGGGUAUCAUACCUAUGCGCUCCAGGAGGAGCGUGAACUCCGCGUCGUAAUACGCGGAGUCCCGAAAGAGCUCGACGUCGAGCAAAUCAAAAAUGACCUGGUUUUGGUAUAUAUAGCUAUACUGAAAACUGAUAUAAUAAAUUUGUGCACUUAA